AUGGACGCCGUCGUGGUGAUCCUCCUGGCGCUUUGCAGCCUCGUCAUUGGCGACGACAAGGCAACGCCGCCGCCGGUACCGACAGCCGCGAACGGCCUCCCGCUCUGCGCGAUGAUGGAAGAGAUCAACAGUUUCUUCACGCCACUCUACGACCAGCCUACCUUUUCGGAUUGCAUGCGCGAUGCCGACAUGGCCGAUGUGGACUUUCUCGCGUCCAACGAGCCGCCGUCCGAGGCGCAGCUUCGACACUUCUUCCACAGCAGCUCGUGUCGAGCUCUGUACGCUGCGCUUCUUCGCGUGCUCACCGAGGACAUGCCGCUUUGCGCCAUUGACCGCGCCGGUACAUCCAUCAAGACACUCGGCGACAAGACCUUUGACGAGCUUCACGAUGCACUGCUGACAAGCCAAGCUGGCCAUGGAUGGAUGACGUCGUUCAAUCUCUAG
This is a messenger RNA of Saprolegnia parasitica CBS 223.65, 444 nucleotides long. RefSeq lists its product as hypothetical. The transcript has a single exon. NCBI's taxonomy places the organism in Eukaryota, Oomycota, Saprolegniomycetes, Saprolegniales, Saprolegniaceae. The coding region runs from base 1 to 444 and encodes 147 amino acids. Gene Ontology annotation, cellular component: extracellular region. The record is from RefSeq and is a predicted model, not a curated record.